This is a messenger RNA of Eruca vesicaria subsp. sativa (arugula), 1107 nucleotides long. Lineage: Eukaryota; Viridiplantae; Streptophyta; Magnoliopsida; Brassicales; Brassicaceae. The record is from the annotation of a GenBank genome assembly.
CUUUUCUCUCUUAUUGAUCCCUUUCAGAACCUUGAGAGAGAGAGAGAGAAACCCCACCAAAGCGUGCACGAGAGAGAAAAGGAGCCAAAGAAGAAAAAAAACAAGCUUUGAUUUGUAUAAAACCACCACUUGUCUUACCAUAUCUUCAUUACAUCUCUCUCUCGUUCUCAGUUUUUCUUUCUUUGGGGUUUCUCAGGUAUUUUUCCUUUGAAAGUUCUCUUAGGGUUUGGUUUAUCUUUGUCAUACGUCUCCUCUUGUAAGCAAAGUUUUAUUACUUUUCAUAAGCAAGAUAAGAACUCUUCUUGCCUUGUAACAACAACAUAAUCAAUGGAAGGUUGUCAUAAACUCCUUGACUUGAUUCCUCAAGAAAGAAAAUGGUACCAUGAAGAAGAGAAGAACAACACAUAUCAAGAAAAGAAACUUGAGCUAAGGCUUGCACCACCCGGUGGUGAUGAGGAAGUCUAUGCAAUGAAAAAGAAGAACAUAGAGACAAGAAACAACAUCAAGAAGGAAGUAGAAGACAAACCUAUCUUCAAUUUUAGUACAAACCAUUUCUCUCCUUCCAACAAAACCACUUAUGCUCCACCUCACAUCUCUCAGAAAAGAACUGCACCUGGUCCAGUGGUGGGAUGGCCUCCGGUUCGUUCGUUCAGAAAGAAUCUAGCGAGCUCAAGCUUUUCAAAGCCCGGAAACGAUCAAAUCAACAAGAGUGGUGAUGGAGAGAAGCAACUAGAACCUAAGAGGGAAGGAAUGUUUGUAAAGAUCAACAUGGAUAGUGUUCCAAUAGGUAGAAAAAUCGAUCUCAAUGCUUACAGUAGCUACGAACAGCUCUCUUUUGCCGUUGACAAACUCUUCAGAGGUCUACUCGCAGCUCAAAGAGAUGCCUCUGGUGGUGAAGGAGAAGAGAAACCGAUCAUUGGUUUAUUGGAUGGUAAAGGAGAAUUUACUUUAACAUAUGAAGACAAUGAAGGAGACAAGAUGCUUGUUGGGGAUGUUCCUUGGCAAAUGUUCGUUUCAUCUGUGAAGAGACUGCGUGUGAUUAAAAGCUCUGAGAUUUCAUCUGCCUUGAGAUAUGGAUGCAGUAAGCAGGAUAAAAUGAGGAACUGA